GAAUGAGUGGAGAUAAUUACCGGAGUUAGUAACCGGAACGUCACAGCAAAAAUUACCAAAGUAUGACAUCAACCCCGACACAACAACCAUAAAAAGCCUGCCGAUCAUGCACCCUUGGAUCAAUUGCACCCAAUAUCGCAAAAAUGGAUAUAUACGGCUCAAAAAAGCCCAUGGUCGACAUCGACCGAACAAUUGACCGAUUAGGCAGCCAAAAGCCCGCCCCGGGCUUAACCACUGGCGACGUCGGCAUCUUCAAAUCGACUAUCUUGCCCUCAUUCACCUUACACACCGGGCUCUCAAUUGCCUCUUUUAUCGCGGCGAAAACUACUGACAGAGGCGAGAUCAAGGAUUGGUGUUGGCCAUCCAGUCAAGUGAUCAACGCCUGGUGGAGCGCUGUUGGCCGCCAGGUCUUUUACGAGAAUGUCUCCUUUUCAAACGCCUGGGAAGCCAUCCCCUGGACAGAGAAAAUACUACUCAGCUGCGUAACUAUCUGGGGUACUCGACUAUUCUACCGUAUCUCAAAGAGAACCAUUACCCGCGGAAAAGACGAUCCGAGAUACGACGAGCUAAAAUCGCAAGACCCCGGGUUCUGGAAAUCCGCUUUCUUCAAGCUUUUCCUUCCUGAGGCAGCUUUCUUGACUCUAAUCACCCUUCCGUUUACCCUACCUUUCCGGUUGACUGAGUCAUCUUUGAAUAUCGGUGCUGACACUGCGGCAACUAUUCGUGGUCUCGGCGUCGCACUCUUCAGCGCUGGUUUCGCGAUGGAAGCUAUGGCCGAUUGCCAGCUAGAACUUCACCGCCAGGAACGAACUGACCUGUGCCGCCAUGGUGUCUGGAGUAUCGUCCGUCAUCCGAACUACUUGGGUGAUGCUUUAGUCCACAUCUCUUUCGUCGUUCUCAACGCCGCUAGCAACUUUAAUCCUCUUGUCCUUCUUGGUCCCGUCGCAAACUACGUCUACCUCCGCUUCGUAGGCGGCGACAAGCAGAACGAGGAAAGUCAGGAGGCCCGCUACAAGGAGCAAGAUCCGCAUAAAUACGAGCAGCUGCAGACGUGGCGUCGUGAGAAGAACAGCUUCUGGCCGAGUCCUUCGGAAUUAGCCAACCCAUGGACUUGGGCCGUUCUCGGCUGUGGAUUAGUUGGAGUGGUUGUGGAAGAAGUAGUCCGGGGGUGGGCCCUUCGGUAAUUUCGAAGCAGAAGCAUACCAGCAUACCAUAUAUUGAUGUAUAAUAUUUGUACUUCGAUCACAAAAUCGCUUUCAUGCAUACAGGUU
This is a messenger RNA of Aspergillus alliaceus, 1271 nucleotides long. Its product is annotated as DUF1295 domain protein. The coding region runs from base 144 to 1184 and encodes 346 amino acids. Gene Ontology annotation, cellular component: membrane. The record is from RefSeq and is a predicted model, not a curated record. The transcript has 2 exons. Lineage: Eukaryota; Fungi; Ascomycota; Eurotiomycetes; Eurotiales; Aspergillaceae.